AUGCUGCCAUUGAUCCGAACCGUGAGCAUUCAGACCGGACCUACGAUCGCUUCGCAGACCAGAUCAGCGUCACCAUGCAAUGGGACAGCUCGUGCACCUCUGCCUCCUCACAGCUGGUUAGGAUCGACCCAGACUGCCGGACAGGGGGACGAGUCGGUCAAGAAUAUACAAUGGAGUGUGUUAGAGUUGCAAAUGCCAAGCCGCCGCCCGAAUUCCGAAAAAAAAAGUUGGACGAAAUGGAAAUUUUCCACCAAAAGGAGCCUUCGCAAAGUCAUUCUUCUUGCUCCUCUUCACCGUGCGAUCCGUCCACCUACUGCAUCCCUUUCAAAAGCAUCAUUUAGAUACAAGAUGCCGACUCCGAAGCGAUCCAGAUCCAGCAACGACGGCUCUAGCAGCUCGCACCGCAACGGCAGCGGACCGGGCGCCACCGUCUAUCGCAAAUCCGCCAAGAAGCAACGUUCGGAUCAAGAAGCAGCUUCGCAACCAAAGAAGCCUACCCAGCCACAACUUACACGAUCCAAAGAUGACCCUAAACCCAAAACUAAGCACGAGUUCAUUCAGGCCAAGAAAGCGGCUGCGCUGAAGGAGAAGGAGGCGGCGAACGCUGCACGACGAGCUGAGGAAGCUGCCGAGAAGCAGGCGUUGAAGAAGCAGCAAAAAGGCAAAGCACCAUCAAAAACAGCAGCGCAACCACCGGCCAUCCUCAUCAAACCUCCCACACCCACUUCUACCUUCCGAAUCGUAGCCGGAUCGUACGAGCGUCUUCUGUACGGUCUGGAAGCAUCCGUCGAAGCCUCUUCCGGCGCAUCUUCAUCCACCGCCUUCGACAUCACUCUCAAACCGAUCUUCACCUUCCCCGCACACAUCUCCUCCAUCCGAACGGUGGCAACCGCCGGAUCCGAUUCGAAGUGGCUCGCUACAGGCGGAACCGACGAGAUCGUCAAAGUGUGGGACCUGCGCAAACGUCGAGAGGUAGGCCAACUGACGGGUCACGAAGGCACCAUCACUUCGCUCACCUUUGCCUCCCGAACCUACCUGCUCACCACCUCUGCUGAUUCCAACAUCAACCUCUACCGCACCCGCGACUGGGCGUUGCUGCGAACGCUCAAAGGUCACAUCGGCCGCAUCAACAGCGCUGCACCCCACCCGACGGGGAGACUGGCACUCAGCGUCGGGUCCGACCGUACCAUCCGAAUGUGGGAUCUCAUGCGUGGUCAAGCAGCGGCGAGUACACGUAUCGGAAUCGAAGCCGACCUCGUUCGUUGGGAUACCACAGGCAAGAGGUUUGUGGUGCUGGCGUACAGGCAGGCGAUGAUCUUUGGUACGGAUAUGAGCAAGUUGGCCGAGGUGGAGGAGAAGAAACGCAUCGGCGAUGUGUGUUUCUUCCGAGUCAAGGAUGGAGAGGGUAGGGAGAGGGAGCUGUUCUUUGCUGGUUUGGAGGACGGGAUUGUCAAGGUGUUUGAUCUUGACGCUAGUGUCGUUGAAGAGUCCAAGGAUGCCAAGGUUGCGGAGGAAGAUGAUGAGGACAGCGACGAUGAAGAGGAUGAAGAAGACCUCACACCGCUCGUGGAAGUAGGUCGAUUGGUAGGGCACAAGAAUCGCGUUCGAUCCGUCAUCGUCCUCCCCGUCCUCCUCCCCCGCGGCGGGCAAAGCACCACAUCCUACGUCGCCAUCACCAUCUCCUCCGACGGACUGAUCCGAACCUUCGAUCUCUCCUCCAUCAUCACCUCCCUCUCUUCCACACCACGCACUCGCUCCGAAUACGCUUCCUCCAUCGUCUCUGUCGAAAGCAACGCUCACUUCGACACCAAAGGUACACGACUCACCUGCUUGACCGCCGUAGGCAUCGCUCCAUCCACCCACGACAACGCCGAACAACAAGAACAAGAAGACGAGGUAGACGUCCUCGACAGCGCCGACGAGGAUGAUGAUGAGGAGGAGGAGGAAGAAAGCGAGGUGGACGUAGAAGCGGAGGACGCCGAACUCAAGGCCUUGGAACGCGCCCUCACGGAUGCCCAGGAGAAAGGGUUGGAUCUUGCCGAUCUCGAGGGUUUGCUCGACGGCGAUGACGACGAUGAGGAUGACGAAGACGAGGAAGAUGACGAUGGUCUCGUCAUCGAGGAGGCAGAGGAGGAUGAAGAGGAGGAGGAGGACGAAGACUAUGGCGAGCUCGAGUAG
Molecule: messenger RNA, 2178 nt
Organism: Pseudozyma hubeiensis SY62
Lineage: Eukaryota; Fungi; Basidiomycota; Ustilaginomycetes; Ustilaginales; Ustilaginaceae
Exons: 1
Coding region: 1-2178 (725 amino acids)
Molecular function (GO): protein binding
Source: RefSeq, a predicted model, not a curated record